GACGCUUGUUUAUUUUUUGGCGGCGUAUUGUUUAAACUGGUCAAUUUGGGAAAUUCUGCUAGCCGGGAUUACAGAACGAUGUGGAGCAACUUUGAGGCCUCGGCGCUGGAGGACGAGACCAUCUCGAAUGUGUUUUCGUCGCGCGGCAUCUUCCAGAUAAGCAGCGAGGAGGAAGUAAACAAAUAUCCGGAUGUUUUGGCCUCCGUGCAGUGCGGCAAGAUGGUCAUUGGCAUCGACAAGAGCCUGCUCCUGCUGGAGGACGAACUGGUGGCCAAGUGCAGCUUCCUGGGCUUCGGCGCGGCCAUCGAGGCCAUUGCGAUCUCCGCCAGCGGCAAUCUGAUUGUCUGCGGACUCUCCGAUGGCGAGGUUCAUGGGGUGUUCAUCAAGGGGCUGCUCCUCUUCAGCGUGGCCGUGAAUCUGGAGGACGUGAGCCUCACGGGCGGCACCUUCCGCAGCAUCCACCAGCUGGAGGGGAGAUUUUAUUUUACCUGCAAGAAUGGCAGCAUCUACAGUCUGAGCCACAUCAAUGAGUCUAGUUUAGAGGCCCUAAACAACGUGACGCUCAAUGAAAACGACACCAUUGCCUGCGAAAAGGCCAUCCUGGAUGAUGUCACCAUUCAGCGGCUGUCCAAAGGGCGCUCUUCCGGCAAUGUGGACUGUGCCGUGCUCCUCCGACAGCUAGUAGCGGGCAAUAUGACUACCCAGAACAACCAGGAAGAACUGGACACGCAUCCCGGGCUGGUCAUCUCGGGGGAUCAGAGCUCCAUGAACUUCAAGAGCGGCGCCAGCGAUGCGAGCCGCAUCAAUCUGCCCGCCCACUUUGGCAGCCUCAAGCAGAUCUUCAAUCUGGAGCACUACAUAAUUGCUCUCACCAACUCGGGCCACUUGCUGGACAUUUGUCCCUACACUCGCACUGUGCAUUUGGCCCAAACGAGCCAACGGAAGAGCCUGCUCAUCGAGGAUCUGCUGGUGAUGGAGUGCAGCGAGGAGAACAUCGAGCUCCUGGUGCUCACAAAGCCCACGGAUGAGGGACGCUUCAUCAAGAUAGUGGAGUACCCAACUCUCAAUGUUAAGAAUGAGGUGGAGGUUCCCGAUCACGCCUGGCUUGUCCGUCAGCCAAAGUGUGCUGUGAAUCUGUAUUAUUUGGCCGCCAAGGAGCUCAACCACAGCAGCAUUCCCUCGGUGGUGGAGAUGAUGCUCGUUUCCGAGACCGAUCCCGGUGAUCGUUUUAAAAAGCUGAUUGCCAAGGGGCGCCUGGAAGAGGCGGAGGAAUUCGGCAAGCAGUUCGAACUCUGCCUGCAGCCCAUCUACGAAGCCAAGGCCAAACGCAUUCUCGUCGAGCUCUGCAACUCAAAUUCGCAUAAAGAACCCUCCGAGCUGGACAAGAAGUUCCAGAACCUGCUGCAGUUGCUAUCGCAGGUGGAGAGCAAGGCCUUCAUCAAAUCGCAUCGCAUGAUCAACCUGAGUUCGAGGCAAAUCCUCGAGCGCUAUCUGUGCGAGGUGAAGAAGCGCCUGAGUUUCGAGGACGACGAGGAGGAUGUGCUGGAAAUCGACGAGCAAUUGCACAGACUUAAGACACUCGCCAUCAUAGAUCCCUACGAGUGCAACACGGACUGGCAGAAGUUCAUUUACGACAACAACCUGGUCCGGAUGGUCAAGUCCUUGUUUAAUACGGAUAUGCCGACGGCCUGCCUCAUCUGGCGACGGCACUCGAGCAGCAUUUUACCAUUGCUGAACGAGGAUGAGCUGCGCAAGCUUCUGGGCUUCAUUCCGGGCAACACGAAGCCGUUUAAUGUGGUCCAGUGGCUGCGCCAGUUCAUUCCAAUGGUCAGCAACACGCAUCCCAGCAUAAUGCCCUUCAUCACCGACUGGAGCGUCGAGAUGACGCGAAAUCUGCAGUACAGUCCCCACUGGCCGGAUAUUGGAUUGGAGUUUUGCACCAAGAUACUGGAUAUAUUCGAGGAAAUCCAGUUCACUUACUCCGAUGUGCGACGGCAGCAGGAGCGCAACGUGGGAAAGCUGCGCGACCUGGUCAACGCUCUCCAGGAUCUGUCCGUGCUGAAGACGAACUAUAACAUGGGCUUCACCCUGGACAACUACAUGCAGGACUCGAUCGACGCCACGGCCUUGAGCAUUCUGCAGCACGUGCAACUGGACAAGCUGCAGCGGCUGGUGACGAACUUCAUGUACCCCAUUUUCCAGGAGAAGGGUCGCCAGCCCCUGGAGGUGAUCAAGCAGUACAUAUCCCAGCUGGUGGCCAGUCGCCAGUCCUCCAGCACUUGGCUGGAACGGGCGAUGGCCUGCAUUGAGCUGCUGCACAACGAGGACAGCCGCCUGGAGUGCGCCUUGUCGGUGCUGCAGAACGCCCCUGUUCCCUGGCCAGAUACCCUGGCUCCCCUGAUCAGGCUGCGCUCCUCCACCCAUCCGCUGGCCAUAAAAAUCAACGCCGAGUACGAGAUACAGGUCAUCAAGAUCAUGAAAGUGAAGUAUGGCUGGCCGGCCAACAGUUCGGACAUCAAUCUGGAGCUGUUUAUGUUGCGGAUCGUGAAGUUGAACCUCCCAGACAUGCUGGAGGACAUUGGGGCACUCACCAAGGCGGCGCCGGACAUCUCGGUCAGCGCCAACUUCAACUGCUGCUACCAGAUGGGCCGGCGAGGCCAGAUUGAUCUGGCCUACGAGUUCUUCAAGUCGCUGAUAGCGGAUAAAAACUCGAAGAACGGACAGCAAGUGGUGGAGAUCAUCGCCAACCUCCUGGAGAACAGCUCUUCUGUUUCCUUUGAGGACGAGGCUAAGAUUCAGGAGCACACGAAUGUUCUAGAGCUCUUUAAGCUCUUCCUGCCGUACGUGGAUUCCGUUUACGAGCGACGCUACCUGGUGAUGAAGCACCGCCUCCGCCUGCUGAAGUUCGGCAUCCAGCUGAGCUGCAGCAGCGAACUGAUACCGCUGCAAAGGCGCCACAGCCUGCUGGACGAGGCCAUCGAGAGGAUCAUCGAACGGGCUCAGGCCACGUUGAAUGUGUCCGCCUUUAUAGCCAGCGAAAUGGGCGAACUCUGCACGGCGCUCGGUCUGUCCAAGGUGUUUGGCCUGACGCGCAUUUGCCAGCGGAUCGGCUGUCUGCCGCUCAGUUGUGCUUUGGCCUUCCACCUGAUUAGCUUCGUCGACUGUGUGGCCGCCAAUGCGGGCGAUUUUAUCAACCUGGCGAUUGAGCUGCUGGUCCAGCAAAUCGAGAAUGCCAAGGGGCAGAGUCAAGAAAGUGCCUCCUCCCUGCAGUUGAUCAACGAGAGCGAUCCGCUUUGCUUUUUCCUAGCCUACGAGCUGCUCACAUCCGCCUUGCUGCACGAGGAGAGUCGUCGUCGGGAUCUGGUGGAGCUCAUUAAGUACAUUCGCGUGGCUGUGAUCCACUAUCCACUGAACGCCAUCCAGACUUACUACGAUGGCAAGGAACAGACCGUCAACGAGCACAUUUGCCGGGCCCUCGAUGGAAUUACCGUGGUCAUGGGAGAGUCCACGAUGAACUUUACCAUUCCUCUCAACGGAUCCUUUGACGUGAAGUCCCUGCAGGUGCCCACAAUGCCAAAGAAGAGAUAUUCGGUGUCGAUGUUCGAUGAGGUGGAGGUGCAGCCUGUCCAGCAGCUGCAACAGAAGAAGACAAUCGGCGGUCACAUGGCAAUAGUCAAGUUUCUGGCUCGCACCCUGCUGCUCAUGGUGAUUGAAUCGGAGCCGAGCAACUCGUUGCUGCGCCAGUUGAGCCACGGACUGGCGGAGAACACCAAGGCGGAUCUGGACAGCGCUCGGGCGGACUUCUUCCUGUCGCUGGAACACCUGACCAAGGCCAAGGAGCACGACGUUUGGUACGUGAUGUCGCAGUAUCUGCUCGACUACCAGAAGCAAAACUGCCGCAAGAAGCGGAUCAUCAACGAGGGCUUCAUUACGCUGCAGCUGCGCCGCAUUUUCCGCAAUGCGAUGGGCAGCAAGGAUGCCAAUUUUAUAGAGCUCUUCACCAUGCUGGUGGUGGACAGCGAGGCACUGGCUCUGCUGGAAAAGCUCUCCACGGAGGUGAAGACGGACCUGCAAAAGAUCAACUUCCUGACGCUAUCGGCCAUGUAUCACGAUCACAUGGAGGAUUUGGAUAAUGUGCAAAUGAUACGGGCAAAGCGCUUGAAACUCUACUAUUAUCUGGAGUUCUGCCAGCAAGAUCCCAGGAUCAAGGGCAAGUUCAACGCGGACAUGGACAACGUGGAGGAUUUGCUCAAGGAGUUUCACAACAAGCAGCUGGAUGUGCAAUUGCUGGAGCGCAUGAGCAAGGACUUUGGCUUCGACUACCAGAAGAUUCUCAUCACCCAGAUUCUGAGCAUUCUGAGUGCCCAGGAGCUGCGCUUCGAGGUCAAGCGAGACACCUUCGGCGACGAGGAGCUGGUGAUGCUGAGCAGCGCCCAGGAAAUGCGCGACAUGUGUCAGCCGUACAUCGAUAAAAUUAAAAACGUAGAGCUGUUCAUCUCCAAGUUGAAGCACUUUAUCGAGGAAAUCAACAUUUAUUUCUACGAGUUGUACAUGUGUGUAAUCAACAUACUAAUGUACUUUGAUGCGGCACCCAAGGAGAUGGAGAUCUGGACAAACAUCUUGCACUUCCUGCGGCACAAGAUGAUUACCAGGCGGCGCAAUCGGCCGGGUCAGGUGGAGACGGACAUGUGGCUCAAAUCGCAGAGGGAAAACGGCGUCAUGCCGAAGAUAUCCCGGUACCGUCUGCCCUUUAAGCCCAUCGUUGAGCAGCCUCUCAAGGAUAUCCUAGAUAGCGAACUGAGUGUGGACAACUGCCAGAGCUGGUUCCCCCUGAUUCAGAUGUACACGGCCCUGAAGGGAGCCAAGGAUAGUUCCCAAAACUGCGACUACUUUUGCAUGUCGGCAGUGAAGAAUUCGAUAUCGGAGUACAAGUCGAAGAAUGAAUCGGAGUCGUGGAGUCUGCUGCCCACGAACAAUGCCUUCCUCCAGUCGAUUCUUCGGCUGGUAGAGAAGGUGAACAACCCCAACAAGGCAUUCCUCAUACUCUACUUUGUGUCCAAUUAUGCCCGCGACGGAGCCGACCAGGUGGAGGCCUCCUACGAGUGCUGGAAAUUCGUCAAGGAGAAGGGCAAUCUAAUCACUGAUCCCAAGACGCGUGAACAGAUAGCGAAGGUCAAGCGGCGGUAUCCCAUCCAGAAAACGCAGCAUCUGCUUUACGUUUACGGGCUGUCUGAUGAGAAGCUACUGCGACAGGUUGAGAAUCCCACCGAGCUGAUUCACGCCCUGUAUCACCACGAACUGAUACUCAAAUCGAGCAAGGUGGACAUCAAUGCGCUGGUUGGCGAGAUCGUCAAGCUGCACGACCUCUGCCUGACCACCAUUCAGUACCGUCUGCUGCAGAAGUGGCUCUCGCUGACCAUGGAGCCCACGCCCGACGGCACCAUGCUGGAGGAUACGUUCAUGGAGGAGCAGAACUGGCCGGAGCAGGCGAAUGGCGCGGAUGGAACGAGCAGCCAGGAUGCCAGCGAGAAUGUGAACAGAGCUUUCUACAUACUCUCCAGUUGGCCAAAGGCGGAGGCGGUCAAGUUCCUAGUGGGCCUGAUCUUCAAGGGCGGCUCCGUGAACACCUCCACGCAGCUGCAGAUGUACGAGUGCUACUCCAAGCUGAACGACGGCAGCAACUCCUUUACGAACACCAUCAACCAGCGGCAAUUUAUCAGCAUCAAGUGCGUCCACGAGCUAAAGGCUUUGGGGUACAAGUCGAAUCUGGAGAAGUUCUCCGACGAUCACUGCAACAAGAUCGACAUCCUGAAGAUGAUCUGGCAGCGCAAUGCGCAGAAUCCCCUGUCGCUGGAGGUGAUGACCAACAUUUGCCUGGGAUUCGAUAUCCACCUGCCGCAAAUCUGGAACGGCAUCCUCAAGCGCAUGGUCAUGUUUCACAUGGUGCGCGAGCUGAACGCCCUGCUGGACGUGCUCAGCUGCCGACCGCAUCUUCUCCACCUGGACGGACUGGCCAAGGCCUGGGACUAUGUGCUCUGCAAUCCCCUGAAGAACGCCGUUAAGUCGCGCUCCUUCGAGCAGGAGGAGCUGCUACACAAGACGCUCCUGCGCCUGCAGGGUUGUCCGGUGGUCCAUGCCCUCAAUCUGCUGCAGUUCGCCGAGCACUGCGUCGUGGUCCACCGACCCCACAUGGCCGCCGCCCUGCUCAGCUUUUGCCAGAGCUCCGAGCAGCGGCAAAAGAUCAAAAAGAUGAUACAUUCCCAUCCAGUGGAGAACCUCCGGCAGCAGAUCCUGGAUCUGGAAGAUGCCGGUAUGUUGCCGGUGGUUUUGAACUUUGCGCUCAAGGAAUUAAAUCUCUAAGCGGAGGGUUGCCGUUUCUCAACUCCACUUAAUUUAUACGAAUG
Drosophila takahashii is the source of this 6404-nucleotide messenger RNA. RefSeq names its product rough deal (gene rod). The record is from RefSeq and is a predicted model, not a curated record. Lineage: Eukaryota; Metazoa; Arthropoda; Insecta; Diptera; Drosophilidae. Gene Ontology annotation, cellular component: cytoplasm; RZZ complex; kinetochore microtubule. Gene Ontology annotation, biological process: mitotic sister chromatid segregation; protein localization to kinetochore involved in kinetochore assembly; mitotic spindle assembly checkpoint signaling. Gene Ontology annotation, molecular function: small GTPase binding.